Molecule: messenger RNA, 1842 nt
Organism: Prunus armeniaca (apricot)
Lineage: Eukaryota; Viridiplantae; Streptophyta; Magnoliopsida; Rosales; Rosaceae
Source: the annotation of a GenBank genome assembly
AUGGCCUUCUUGAAGUGUUUCAAGAAAGUCACCAUUACUAUUAUUGAGGAUGAAAGUGAUAACCGGGACAAAGGUACCACAUUACUUGUAGGUGCGCCUCUCCUUACUUCAGAGGUAUCAGAGGUGGACAAUUCUCUUCAUAUUCCAUCUUGGUCUCAAGAGGUACAAAAAGCUUUCAAGGAAAACCAUACAGAACAAGUCGCAAAAGCCAAAGACUCUGAUCCGUCUGGUAUCAUUGCGGUGGCACUGAAAAGCACUGAGGAAGAGGAAGGGUUUUUUGAAGAUUUGGGUAUAGCUGAUGAAGAUAUGGAAAGAUCAUACUUGGCUACUUUCCUUGCUUGCUGGUUGUGCAAAUUUGUAUUUCCCAAAGACGACGUCACUUUGAUAAGAGCGGGGGUUUUCAAAGUUGCCAGUCGAAUGGUACACGGUGUAUCAUUUGGCCUAGCAGUUCCAGCAUUGGCCAGCAUUUACAAGGGGCUGAACGAUAUUUCUAGCACAGAUGAUCCAAGAAAUUGCACAACUGUUCUUCCUUUCCAUUAUGUGUAUGGGUGGUUGGGCGAAUACUUUGACACACACUUUACCUCAUCUUCCAAGAAGUCCAUUCCUAUCAUGGCAAGGUUCUUAGGGCGACUCUCAGCGACAUUUUUUGAAGAUUCAACAGCUCAGGCUUUGUUCCGGACUUGUGGUAAAGUGGAAAUGGGUCGUAUGGCAAGAGUGCUUUUAGAUCCACACCGAUUCAAUAGACAGUUCUACUAUGUGCAACAUGUGCCAGGCGAUGACAUUCGGAACGGGACUGUGCUAUCAGUGUAUUCACAUUGGAAGUCAUGCUUGAAGAUUGACAGUCGAUCUACAAUAACCCUACCCACUAAGGAUAAUAUCCAGGAAUUUGAGGUCACAUCUGAUUUUGUUGUUUGGUGGUCAAAGGUGCAUCGCUUUGAAUCAACGAAGUCAAGGACAAUCUCAACUGUGGGCAAGUCGUUGUCGUUAUCACAACCAAAAUCUUCUAAGUCUCACGACAACGAAACCUUAGUUCACGAUAAACUCAUACGUGGUAGAGCGCAUAGAAUUCAUCUAGAAGUUGAAGGUAGUUCUACUACUCCCCGGGGACAUGUAAGAAGCAAUGAAGACAGUGAAGUUAACUUUAAGCAUAAGAAGACAAGUGUCGGACCUCUCUAUUGCGAUCUGGACACGACAUACCCACUUGAUGACAGAUUUUUUUGUGAUGUACCUGCUAUUUCACAACCAGUUCUAAUGAACGAGGGAGAAGUAGUACAUCAUGUUCCAACUGUGUCCGAGCUUGUGCCAUUUAACCAUUUGCCAAUCGAAGGGGAAAAUGAUAUUUUGCACCCGAUAAGUGGUUCAGGUGUUAGCCUAAGAGGUUCGCUUGCACAACAACAUUUGUUAAAGCCGGCUAAUCAUGCAUCAACCUCUGAAAUGUCAUGUGGGGAACCCAAAUUAGGGGCGGACGUCUCAUCUUUACAAGCUAUGAUCGACGCACUCAUGGUGACCGCAGUUGACAAUUGUUCUACACACUCUACUUACUCCCAAAAGCUGUCUCCCGAGGCUCAAAGUGAUCGUUUAGCUGUAAUUGACUCUUCACUUUCUAUUGCUUUGGCUCUGCAACAAGCUGAAGAAGCUCGUCAGUUUUCCACACUUGAGUCUAUUAAAUAUGCCGAGAGUGAUGCACAGCUUUCUCAUCAUCAUGGUGUGGUUACCUGCUUGAGAGAGGAUAAGAUUACAGUCGAAGGAGCUCCUAUAUUAUUUGCUGCCGAUGCUGAGACUUUAGAUGCAUUAAAAGUUUCUUUUGAGAGAUUGCGUAACGACUUCAGGGACUUGUCUUAG